AUGGAAAAUCAGACCAUUUUGAAGGAUUUUUUUCUCUCGGGAUUAUCUGACCUCCCAGUUCUGCAGCCCCCUCUCUUCCUCUUCUUCCUCCUCAUCUACCUUCUGACAUUAAUCUGGAAUUUGCUGAUCAUUGUCCUCGUAGUCACCGACUCUCACCUCCACGUUCCUAUGUAUUUCUUCCUUGGGAACCUGGCCAGCAUAGACCUCUGUACUUCCUCGGUCACUGUCCCACGAAUGUUAUUUGACCUUCACACCAAGACGAAGAAGAUUACCAUAAAGUCAUGUAUAACCCAAGUCUUCUUCUUUAUGUCCUUUGGCAUGUUGGAGGCGUUUCUGUUGGCUGUCAUGUCCUAUGAUCGAUACACCGCCAUUUGUCAGCCAUUACAUUACACACAGAUCAUGAGUUGGAAAGUCUGUGUACAGUUGGCUUUAAGUGUGUUGAUUCUCAGUUUUAUCUAUUCUUUAGUCCACACACUCUAUGUCUUUAAAUUGACAUUUUGUGGAUCGGAUAUUAUAGAAAGUUUCUUCUGUGACCUUCCACAAUUGUUUCAGAUCUCCUGCAGUGACACCUUCAUCAACAUUCUGCUUGUCUAUCUUCUGGGUGGAAUUUUUGCAGGUGUGUCUCUAAUAAUGACCUUCCUGCCCUAUGUCUCUAUUAUCAAAACCGUUUUGAAAAUACAAACAAAAGGAAAAAGAAGUAAAGUUUUCUCCACAUGUACUUCUCACCUGACUGUGGUGUUUAUAUAUUAUGGCUGUGGUGUGUUUAAUUAUUUUCGACCAAAUACUAGCCAUCAUUCUACCGUUGACAAAGUGGUGUCAAUCUUUUAUACAGUGAUCCUUCCUCUCCUCAAUCCUCUCAUUUACAGUCUGAGGAACCAGGAUUUAAGAACAGCAUUACAAGAUGCUUUAAGGAAAGUCAUCCCCAUCUCAACAAAGAAUUCUUCCAAACGAAACCCCUUAUUCUUAGAUACUAAAAAUAUAUAGAAGCACCAUUCUUAAAAAUCU
This is a messenger RNA of Rana temporaria (common frog), 1005 nucleotides long. Its product is annotated as olfactory receptor 5B12-like. The record is from RefSeq and is a predicted model, not a curated record. Gene Ontology annotation, biological process: G protein-coupled receptor signaling pathway. NCBI's taxonomy places the organism in Eukaryota, Metazoa, Chordata, Amphibia, Anura, Ranidae. The transcript has a single exon. Gene Ontology annotation, molecular function: G protein-coupled receptor activity; olfactory receptor activity. Bases 1 to 984 code for a protein of 327 amino acids. Gene Ontology annotation, cellular component: membrane.